Messenger RNA from Truncatella angustata, 1047 nucleotides. RefSeq names its product terpenoid synthase. Bases 1 to 1047 code for a protein of 348 amino acids. NCBI's taxonomy places the organism in Eukaryota, Fungi, Ascomycota, Sordariomycetes, Amphisphaeriales, Sporocadaceae. The record is from RefSeq and is a predicted model, not a curated record. The transcript is spliced from 5 exons.
AUGGCCACGACCGUCUAUCUACCCGAUCUGGAGGCCGGCUGGCUAUGGCCUCGUCGACUCAACAUCCACACGGCCGAGAUCAAACAGGAAUGCCUCAAGUGGGUGGCUAGUUUCGGGGCUUUCACUCCGCAAGCACAACAGACCUUCGACAAAUGUAACUUCAAUUUGCUGGCGGGUCUCAUGUACCCACGAUUGACGAGAGAGCAGCUGAGGUGCGCGUGUGACGUUAUGAACCUCUUCUUCAUCUUUGACGAGCAUUCCGAUCGAUCCGAACCGGCCGAUGUAUGGAAUCAAGUCGACCAAUGGGUCGGCGGUGAGAUUGCGCGACAGUUUUGGAUCCGAGCGACUACCAUCUCAACGAACUCAUUCCAGCGGCGGUUCCUUGCAAGCUGGGAACACUACCUGAAGGGAACCGCACAACAAGCGGAAGAUAGGUCGCGCUCACACAUCUGUACCGUUUCCAGCUAUCUCGAGGUUCGGCGGCAAACCAUCGGAGUGAUGCCCUCUCUAGCCUUCUUCCAGAUGGGAAUGGACUUGACAGAUGAGGUGCUGACGCAUCGCACUAUUAGAGCAUUGGAAAUGCUCGCGGUGGAUCUUACCAUCAUUGCCAAUGAUGUGCUGUCAUAUGACAAGAAGCAAGCCUCUGGCGACGAUGAACAUAACCUCAUCACUAUCGUUAUGAAAGAAUUCCAUUGCAAUUUACAGCAAGCGAUUGAUUGGGCCGCCAAGGCUCACGCAGAGCUGGUGCAGCAAUUUAAUCAGACGGUUCUGGUAGUGCCUCGAUGGGGUGGUCCUGUCGACCUGGAUGUCCAAAUAUAUGUGGACGGCAUUGCACAAUGGGUUGGUGCUAAUGUCCAAUGGAGUUUCGAAAGCGAGAGAUACUUUGGUAAACGCGGUCUCGAAAUCAAGAAGACCCGGAUCCUACAGCUGCUGACCCCGAAAGUGAAGGCGGAAGCCGAGAUCGGACCAUUUGCUGUCGACAAUCUGUUGUACCAGGAGCUUGACGAAAUCCUACCUGGACUGUUGGAGAUGGUGCGAAGUUUCUGA